AUGCAGCAGCAAGGGAGUAGUAGUGGAUCUGGGAUGGAGGUGACAUGGGAGGAUCAGCAGAACAUCAAUAAGUUCAGCCGUUUCAACAACAGAUUCCAUGAACUCGAAGACGAUAUCAAAUUCUCCAAGGAAAAGUGUGAGAAUCUAGAGGAUGCAGGGAACGAGUUGAUUCUCGCGGAUGAGGAGAUGAUUCGGUUUCAAAUCGGAGAAGUGUUUGCUCAUUUGCCGAGGGAUGAGGUGGAAACAAGGAUCGAAGAUAUGAAAGAGGCCACCUGCAAAAGCCUUGAAAAGCUCGAGCAAGAGAAGCAAUCAAUCGUCUCGCAAAUGGCAGAGCUGAAGAAGGUCUUGUAUGCCAAGUUCAAGGAUUCCAUCAAUCUCGAAGAAGAAUAA
Messenger RNA from Microthlaspi erraticum, 390 nucleotides. Lineage: Eukaryota; Viridiplantae; Streptophyta; Magnoliopsida; Brassicales; Brassicaceae. The record is from the annotation of a GenBank genome assembly.